CAAGCCACGCAACAAAGCCAAGGUCGCCACCACCAUUAGCUAGCUGGUACUUAAAGAAGAAAGAAGCAUCUUUGAGUAGAGUGUCCAACUAAGGCCCGAGUGCGUGCUUAGCCAUGGAGAAGACGACGGAGAGUGCGCCGCCGCUGAAGCUGUUUGGGUCGUGGGCGAGCUCGUACACGCACCGCGUGCAGCUGGCGCUGCGGCUCAAGGGGCUGGAGUUCGAGUACGCGGAGGAGGACAUGAGCAACAAGAGCGACGAGCUGCUGCGCCACAACCCCGUGUACAAGAAGGUGCCCGUGCUCGUUCACGGCGGCCGCGCGCUCCCGGAGUCCGUCAUCAUCCUGCAGUACCUCGACGACGCCUGGCCGGAGAGCCGCCCGCUGCUCCCCGCCGACGCAUUCGACCGCGCGCUCGCGCGCUUCUGGUGUCACUUUGCCGACGACAAGCUUGGGCCGGCGGUGGGUGCGGUGUUCGCAUCGACGGGGGAGGAGCAGGAGGCGGCGGUGCGGCAGGUGCACGAGAACCUGGCGCUGAUCGAGGCGGAGCUGCGCGACGGGGCGUUCAAGGGUCGCCGGUUCUUUGGCGGCGACGAGGUGGGCCUCCUCGACGUGGUUCUCGGGUGCGGCUCCUACUGGCUCGCCGUGUUCGAGGAGGUCACGGGGGUGCGCCUGGUGGCCGCGGACGCGUUCCCGCUCUUUAACGCCUGGCUGCGCGACUUCGAGGCCCUGGACGAGGUCAGGGAGACCAUCCCCGCCGUCGACCGCCUGCUCGAGUACGCGCGCGGCGUCCGCCACAUGCUGCUCGGCCUCGCCGGCGCCGGCGCCGGGGCCGCCACCUCCACCCCCGCCGAGGCCCCCACUGCUGCUCCACCGGCGGCCGCGGCCACGACCGCCGCGGCUGAUAUCGCCGUGGACAUAUGAUUGCAGGACGAACGUUUGUCAGCGCCGGCCGGCCGGUCAGCAGCAGUAGUAUAGUCUGCCGUGUCGUGUCGAUCGUGCCAUGUGGUGAGGCAGCCUAUAAUGCGCUUCUACUGCUAUAAGUCACUGGCACAAUCUGUCUAAGCCGUCUAGGUGUCUUUUUUCUCUCCUCCUGUGCAUCUGUGUUUUCUGUGUGCCUUCUUGUGGCUGGAACCUGGGAAUCCUGCGUGUUUGUUCUAGCAGUCUAGCUUUUGCUUGUUUAGAUGCUGUUAGCCAUGUGCACCUGGUAAUUUCUUCUUGUAAGUUGCAAUGUACGGCCUCAUGAAAUUGUGUUUA
This is a messenger RNA of Phragmites australis (common reed), 1253 nucleotides long. RefSeq names its product glutathione transferase GST 23-like. Gene Ontology annotation, molecular function: glutathione transferase activity. The coding region runs from base 114 to 920 and encodes 268 amino acids. Gene Ontology annotation, cellular component: cytoplasm. The record is from RefSeq and is a predicted model, not a curated record. The transcript has 2 exons. Gene Ontology annotation, biological process: glutathione metabolic process. NCBI's taxonomy places the organism in Eukaryota, Viridiplantae, Streptophyta, Magnoliopsida, Poales, Poaceae.